AUGUAUACUACUGCACUUUACAUAUUAAAUCAAUUAUUAUGGCAUUUACCGAAUUAUUCUCGUCCAGAAUUUCGACAAUGUCAUGGUCAAUUAAAUCUUAUUUAUUUACUUGAAGAAAAUCGAUUGGAUGAUUCAAAUUGGCUGUUAAUUUGUUUAGAUACAUUACGUAUGGCAGUUUAUGAAAGUAGUGAAACAAAGCUUACACUUACAUCAACUAGCAUCUAUCAAAUUAUUGUACGUCUUUUGCGAACUUAUCCAACCAAUAUGAAAAUAUCAUAUAAUAUAGCGAGAUUAAUUAAAGUUUUAAGUGUAUGCAAUGAAAACAAGAUUAAACUAGUUGAAGCAGGCACUGUAGAAGCAUUAACUCCAUUAUUGAAUUGUACCAAUGAAGUAUUACAAUUAGAAACUCUAUGGGGUUUACGUAAUAUCAGUGAUCAAGCUUAUCAUUUAUUGGCUACAAAAAAUCUUAUUCCAAUAUUGAUUAGUUUAUUGGCUAGUAAAAAUGAACACAUUUCUAUUUGUUCUGCUGGAUGUCUAUGUAAUUUAACUUGUCAAAAUGUACAAAAUAAAAGUUUAUUAGUUGAAAAAGGUGGUGUAAAAGUUCUCUGUAGAUUAUUAUGCUUAAAUUCCGAUCGUCAAGAGAUUGCUGAACCUAUAUGUUCUGCUUUAAGGCAUGUAACACAUCGAAAUCCUCAUGCGAAUUCAGCAAUUUAUGAAAUACGUACUAGUGAUACUUUACCAGUUAUCGCGAAUUUAUUUUUAAAAUAUCAGUUUGUAUCCGCUUUACCUUUGUUAAAAUCUGUCGUUGGUCUUGUUCGAAAUUUAUCUACCGAUGAAUUGACACGUCAUGAAUUAAGAAGCUUCAACAUACCAGCAAUGAUAGCGAAUAUUUUCUUACAAACUAUGAAUUCAUUGAAUAAAAUCAAUAAAGAACAACAACUACAUCACUCUACUACUACUGCUAUUACUGCUGCUACUACUGCUACUGCUACUAAUCCUACUACUACUACAACGAAUAUACUUGACUAUGAUGCAAACAAUUUUCUUGAAGGUGUUAAUCUUGAUGAUAUGUUAGAAUUAACUUUAGCAUCAUUACAGAUAAUGGCUAAAGAUUCAGCAAUACAAGAAGAAUUAAUUCAUAUCGCUGGUUUAAUUCCAUCAGUUGUACGAACUGUUACUAAUAUUGGUUGGUUUGGAAGAUUCCAAACUACUGAAUAA
Messenger RNA from Schistosoma turkestanicum, 1218 nucleotides. NCBI's taxonomy places the organism in Eukaryota, Metazoa, Platyhelminthes, Trematoda, Strigeidida, Schistosomatidae. The record is from the annotation of a GenBank genome assembly.